CAUUCAAUUCCCCCUCCACCCUCUUUCAAGUGAAUCCAUUUGUUCACCGAGAAAUCAAAAUAAAUAACAAGACAUCCGUAGUCACUAAACUUUUUCAAUUUAAUUUAUUAUCACAUGACGAUUACUCCUGAAAUAAUCAAUUUUUUCUUCUCUACUUAAGUUUUAUAAAUAUAUGCUUUCCAAAUAAAUUAUUGCAGAUGCAUAAAUGAAGAUCGAAACGUAAAAGUUAUGAAAAUGUGAGGUUUGAAUGCCUUAAAUACGUGGAAUUGAAACAAUGAUGAUGUUUUGAUGAUUGUUGAGUCUUGGUAAUAGUGCAAGUGUGACGAAAAUGUCGGAUAAUCGAGUGAAGACUAAUGUAAACGACAGGAUGAUUGCCGAGACGGCGAGAGACUAUGCGGCGUUUGUCCAGGUGGACCUCCCGAGUCAGACGGGGGGAGUGCACGAGGCUGUGGACGAGAUGCUGAUUCGUCUUGAGGAGUUCGAGUCAAUCGUUGGAAUGGUGCAAAAUUUACGAGCUGAAUGUACGUUUGAGCACCUGGUGCGCUUUCGUUCGGUUCACCCAGCCCUGAUGGAGCUCUGCAAACGCAUUGACGCACUCGAGCGCGUCGUUGCGAGAGCGAGCGUUGACCUGGUGAGCUUAGAGACAGCGGUGGAGGCAGCCGAGGCCGAAUUAGGCGGCAACGCGACAGUUUCUGAUCGUCUUUUUGGUAUCCUCAAUCCACUUUCACUCUUUAAAUCGAAGAAUCAGGAAGGCCCUGCGUCAGCCACCAGCAGCCCUUCGUCACCAAAACAAGAACCCCUCGCAGUACCCACCAUCUACAGGACUGAGGACGCAUUCAACACGAGUCAAUAGAGACCCUGGUGCUACAUUCAUGGAGAAUCGUCUGUACAGUCGGAGAGGUAGCACUGUUUGAGCUGCGCCUCCUUUUCCCCUGGAGCACAGCCUCCGGCCACGCAAUGACGCCAUCGUGACACUUUUCCAGGUCCACAGGAUGUACUGCAGCACGACCACUUGCCCCACUGGUCCCAGAUCUUCGGUUUACCAUCUUCACCGAAAAAAACAUGUAUUUUUCAUUAUUAGAUGCAUAAAAAUGCUGAAUUUACGAGAAAUUCAUUGAAUUUUAAAAAUGAUUCUAAAGGAUUUUAAAAAAUAUAUAAAAAUGAAGAAAUGAAAAAAUGAAUUAAUGAAAAUUAAUUAAUGAAUUUAUGUUCGCUCCCUAUUUUAUUGUCUUCUUCAUACCAAUUUGGAAAUUAUUGUGAGAAUAUAUAUAUUCUUUUGUUGUUGACUCUAUGAAAAUAGUAAAUUUACCGCAGUUUUGGAGUUUGAGAAUAAAGAAGGAUAUAAAAAAAAUGAAAAAAAUUUAUUUCCCACUUUGGAAGAAACGAAAGAUCUAUCAAUUUGAGGAAACGCCAAUAAUCGCCGAAAGUUCGGUUUGAACCCACGACCCUUAGGUUGUCAGUCUGAGCCUUUACACACAUAGCUACAUGGAGAGAAAAUCCUAGCAAAAAAGUGUGCAUUCACCAACUCAUGGGACCAAACCAUGGUCACUAAAAAAUUCGGAUGUGGCAACAGAAAUUGCACGAGGCAGUUUCAAAUGCCGGCGAUCUUCACAAGAAAUCGCGAUGUUAACAUCAUAGUGAUAAAUGCAACUUAACAAGAAGUCUCUGAAAUAUCAUAAACCGUAAAAAAUCAACUAUUCACAGAAUUUUCAAAAAAAAAAUGAAUUAUUCAUCCUCCAACAUUUGCAUUGACUCUUCGCGAUCUUUCUGUCACCAGAAUAAAGAAAAAUAUUGAGUAACCAUUUUUAUGGGUCGUUAAUGACGUCAUUAUCUCCAGAAAAUAGUUUUUUUGUCAACGGAACGAAUCGCUAAUUACAAUCUGUGGAUUUCGCCUUGUGACCGUUGAUUUCUGGAAUUGAUGCCUUUAUUGCACAUGCUAAAUUGAUGUAUUGGUCAAGAGUCUCUAAAUUUUUAUGUAAAAGGGAAUAAAAUAUGAAAUGCAUUAAUUCAA
This is a messenger RNA of Diachasma alloeum, 2011 nucleotides long. It is a transcript of the gene Blos4, whose product is annotated as biogenesis of lysosome-related organelles complex 1 subunit 4. Gene Ontology annotation, cellular component: BLOC-1 complex. The coding region runs from base 329 to 853 and encodes 174 amino acids. The record is from RefSeq and is a predicted model, not a curated record. The transcript has 4 exons. NCBI's taxonomy places the organism in Eukaryota, Metazoa, Arthropoda, Insecta, Hymenoptera, Braconidae.